GAGAAUGAUUUCACAUUCAUUCCCACUGUCACCACCCAAAAAACCUAUAUCUGCGCAAAUCCGUUUUUAGGUACUCCAGUAGAUCUAAAAUUAGAUUUGUACGGUAAUCCUCCUUCGUAGUUCAAACGUUUUCUAUUCUUUUUUUGUCUUAAUCACAAAAAAGACAACUAUAUAUACACAUCAAACUCAUUUCAUCCCCAAUCAUCACGAUCUCUAAACAUCAAAUUCUAAAAUAAAUUAACAAAGAUCUACGUAAGAAGGAGAAGAGAGAAGAAUGGGUCGCCAAAACGUUAUCGUCGUGGUCGCCCUCGUCUUCAUGGCCAUCCUUGGCCUGGCAGCAGCUGCCUCUUCCCCAUCUCCUUCAGCGUCUCCCUCCAAAGCUCCGGCUGCCUCCAAAACUGAUCAUGACGUCGAACCUCCAGUCACCGAUGACCAAAUCGGAACUACCGACGACGAUACAGCUGCAGCCCCAGGUGAUGAUGACGUUGCAGUGGCUGGUCCUGUAGGAAGUGACUCCUCCUACGCUAGCAAUGGACCCUCAGGCUCUGACGAUUCUGCCGACAACGGUGGUGCGGCUGCUCUCGGCGUCUCUGCCGUCGUCGUUGGUGUUACAUCCAUCGCCGGUUCUUUCUUGUUUUUCUAAGGUGGGCAUUGUUAUGAUAAGAAGGUUAUUUUGAAGGAUUAUAAUUUAUGUGUAUGGAUGAUUGUGAUGAUCUUGUUGUAUUUUGUUUCUCUGUUGUUAUGAGAAACGUUAUCUUUGUAAUAAUACCCGAAAAAAAAAUGGAAGUUUACUGUUAAACGGAAGCA
Messenger RNA from Camelina sativa (false flax), 807 nucleotides. Its product is annotated as anther-specific protein BCP1-like. Lineage: Eukaryota; Viridiplantae; Streptophyta; Magnoliopsida; Brassicales; Brassicaceae. The record is from RefSeq and is a predicted model, not a curated record.